GGGCAUGUCCAACUCUAUACUUUUGCGAACGCGCAACACACGCGUCCACGUGCACGCAUGCACACUCUGGCACAUACAUAAAGAGAGCAAACAGUUGGAUUCUUUCGGGGGCAGACGGCAAAAAUGGCAAGUACUCGGGAUGCUGCGCUCCAUCCAAGCGGAGCCGGCUGCGCGGUUUUACGCGCGGCUGCAGGACCGAGCUCAUCCAAAAAGACCCCGAGCCUCCCCGAGUUGAUCCUGAUCAUGUCAGGGAUGUUGCUCAUCCCGGUCCAGCCAGCAUCAGCUCAUCCUCAAUGCCUGGACUUCGAGCCACCUUUCAAACCUUCCUGGCACCUGGAGUUUUGUACCCAGUACGAACAGUUUGGCUGCUGUGACCAGAAAACGGACAACACGAUCGCGGAGAGAUACUGGGACAUUAUUGACCAGUUGGAAGUAGCAGGUCAUGAGCUCUGUGCAGACAUGUUGAAGGAGGUUAUGUGUCAGGAAUGCUCUCCAUAUGCCGCCCACCUCUAUGAUGCUGAGGACCCGUACACACCUGUCAGAGAGCUACCUGGCCUUUGCUCUGGCUACUGUUCCGAGUUUCAUGGCAAAUGUCGCCACGUGGUUAAAUAUUUAACUGACAACCAGCUGCUGCAGGACACCUCUGAGCGGGACGUGUCCACGUUCUGCAGUCUGGUCGACCUGUCUGACCAGGACUACUGCUACCCCAAUGUUUUGAAGACCUCUGACCUCAACAGCAACCUGGGGCAGGUGGUGGAAGACCCCAGAGGGUGUCUCCAGCUGUGCCUGACUGAGGUGGCCAAUAAUCUCAGGAAUCCUGUCUUGAUGUUGCACAGCGGCGAUGACACGCACCGGAUGUUCAUCGCAGAGCAGGUGGGCUUUGUGUGGGUUUACCUGCGUGACGGCAGCCGGCUGGAGCAGCCUUUCCUGGACAUGAGCGGGGAGGUGCUGACCACACCCUGGCUGGGGGAUGAGAGGGGUUUCCUGGGCAUGGCGUUUCACCCCAAGUACAGAGACAAUGGACGCUUCUUCAUCUACUACUCUAUCCAAGUCAACAGCAAGCUGGAGAAAGUCAGAAUCAGCGAGAUGAAGGUGUCUGCCUAUGAUAUGAACGUGGCUGAUCCUUACUCAGAGAGGGUCAUUUUAGAGAUUGAGGAGCCAGCUGCAAACCACAAUGGAGGCCAGCUGCUGUUUGGUUUUGAUGGAUGUUUGUACAUUUUCACUGGAGAUGGUGGAAAAGCCGGGGAUCCAUUUGGGAAGUAUGGCAACUCACAAAACAAGACUGCUCUGUUGGGAAAAGUACUUCGCAUUGAUGUGGAUGGAAGUGACCCCAGUGGGAGGCAUUACAGGAUCCCCCCUGAUAACCCAUUCCUUGGUGACCCAGAUGCUCGGCCAGAGGUGUACGCAUAUGGGGUCAGGAACAUGUGGCGAUGCUCUGUGGACCGUGGCGACCCUGUCAGCCGCUACGGCAGGGGCAGGAUAUUUUGUGGAGACGUUGGUCAAAACCGCUACGAGGAGAUUGACAUUAUUGUGAAGGGGGGAAACUAUGGAUGGAGAGCCAAAGAGGGUUUCGAGUGCUAUGAUAUGAAACUGUGCCACAACUCCUCCUUGGAUGACAUCCUGCCUAUAUUUGCAUAUAGCCAUCAUGUUGGGAAGUCUGUGACAGGGGGAUAUGUGUACAGAGGAUGUGAAUCACCCAAUCUGAACGGCCUGUACAUUUUUGGAGACUUCAUGAGUGGUCGAAUAAUGGCAUUAGAGGAAGAUAAGACAACGGGACAGUGGAAGGAAAAGAGUGUUUGUAUGGGUGAUACGAAAACAUGCUCUUUUCCUGGACUCAUCAAUCAUCACCACAAGUUCAUCAUCUCAUUUGCUGAAGAUGAAGCAGGGGAGCUGUAUUUUCUUGCCACUGCGUACCCCAGUGCCAUGUCUCCUUUUGGAACUGUUUUCAAAUUCAUGGAUCCCUCCAGGAGAGCUCCUCCAGGGAAAUGUAAGCAGAAGCCACUGCCUGUCAAAGUGAGGGGGAAAAAGUUUCCAUUUGUGCCCAGGGAAUUGACUGUGCUGGACAUAAAUGAAAAACCUACAAGACCACCACCAAGAAAACUCAAACUCACCACCAAACCACUGGUGACGAGCAGCCAGGUCAAACCUACGACGACGGCGGCCAGCACGAUGACGACAACAACAGCGACGUUGACAACAAAGAGCACUGGUGCGCUGAAGUGGAAAUCACCUGAUAAGAAAGCAAAGAAGAAAAAUAAAUUGAAACCGUGGGGGAAAAACAAAAUGCUGAACAAGCAGGAAGUCAAGAAGAAGAAUGCUUUACAGCAGAAAUCCAGGGAGGAGUCAAAGAAGAUUGCUGUGAUCAAGCCUGACAAAGAUAAAGUAAAACCAAAGACCAAUCAGACUGCGACAGAUAAUUUAAAAACUAACACCCUGAAAACCUCAAACAGCCUGAAAGAUAACGCAUUCAACACAAAAAAGAAGACUGCUGAGAGGAAAGGCACACAGAAGCAAAUCAGACUUGAGAAAAACAGCAUAAAGAUGAAAGAAUCAGCAGCAGAAUAUCAUGCUUUCAUGAACAAAACUAAGACGAACUUGAAUGUAAAAAGCAACAGGACAAUGAGAAACCAACUUCAGGUGAAAAACAAGCAAGCAAGAGUUUCCAAAGCACUUUAAAAUCUUAUUUUUUAUUAUGACCAAGUCACUGUUGUUUUGUAUGUUUUUUGUAUGUGAAUCAGUCAAUGUUGACUGUCACAUUGGUUUGAUAUUUUGGGAAAAGCACAGACUUGCUUUCUUUCCAAGAAUUAGAUGAUAAGACUGAUACCAGCGACAUGUCUGUUCAGUAAGCAGCAGCUGUUUAGCAUAGCAUAAACACAAUCCACUUCCCAGCAGAGCUCACUAAUUAACAUGUUUUAUCUUGUUUUAUUACUUUUGGAUAAAAGCAGGCGAGCUGUUUCCCCGUUUCCAGUUUUUACAUAAGGCUAAGCUAACCAUCUCAUAGCUGUAGCUUCGUAUUUACUGCACAGCGAGGAGAGCGGUGAGUCUUCUCAUCUACUGCUCAGUAAGAAAGCAAAUAAGUACAUUUCCCAAAAUGUUGAACUAUACCUUUAAGGACACAAGUGUUGCAUGCAAUUAUGCAUGUAAUGACACUGUUUCCUUAACAUUUUAUUUUUGACAGUCAUAAAAUGUUUGGUUAAUCACUGCCCCGUCUGUAUUUAGAACAUAUCAAAUAGGUUUGAAAUGGAAAUAAGGAGCAAACUCACACAAAAACUUCCAACGAUACCAAACCCCAGUGUUGUUAAAAUGCUCUAAUUUUACAACACAUGCAAGUGCUAAAAAUAAACAUUUGAAAGUGUCUGUGUGUGUGUGUUUCAGAAGCUCUCUGUAAUUAAACUCCACACCACUGAUCAUAACUGAAACCACUGUGACCAUGGCUUGUAUAAUGGCUGCUGUAAACAUAAAGCUGCCCUGACAGUGACAUGCAGUUGUGCACACUGAGGUUACGUCUGACAGUCCUCAAAGCCCACAGUGUGUAUUUCAUAAUUUCUAAAAAAGAGCCUCAUAUGGCAUUUUGUAACUUGUUUUGGUUAUGAUGAAGGAAAGGUCACCCGAGGGAAGGCGCUCUCCUCUGCUUUCGUAACACCUAACAAAAAUGACAUGACAAAAGAAACAUAUCGUACCAUAUGAUGAAAGCAGUGUGUUUGAUUGACAUGACAAUGUAAAGACAGGCAACAUACCAUACAAGAGCACGUCAUGUUAUCAAAUAAACAUGAGAAGUCAUGAUAAUCUUAUUCACUUGAGUCAGCAGUGCUAAUUCACAACAGAAGUUAUCUCACUGUACAUAUUCUGUCUGUAUUUGCUGCUGGAAACGUAAUUUCCCUGAGGGAGUCAUCCCAAAGGGAUCGAUAAAGUCUAAGUCUAUAUAGAGCAGGUCUAGACUGUACCCUUUAUCUCAUAAAAUUUACAGAGAGAUCCCACCAUGACUGUGGCAAGGAAAAACUUCCUUUUAAGAGGCAGAAACCUUGAGCAGAACCGGACUCAGGGUGGGCGGCCAUCUGCCUCUGUCUCAUCUGAAAGGCUUCUCGAGUUCUGAGGAAGGAACUGAAGAGGCCUCUUGGAUGAGAGAUGAAAUAUCUUCAAGGAACCUAAAAGAAGUCCAUGUGGCUUCGAACUCGAGCACUUAAGACCACCAUGACCUGGAUGACCGAGACCCUACACAGACGUCAUAAUCAUUUUCUGAAAACUUCAACCAAAUCCUGUCUUCACCGCUGAAGCCAUACUUUCUACCAUGACAUAACAUAAUUUACCCUAAUUAUUAUACCAUACUGUUUUGUAACAUGACAUGAACUUGCCAUACCAUGACACAUAACACAAGAUGAUGUUUCAUUCCCAUGUGUAACCAAGAGAUUGCUUAGACAAGGGAUUCUUUCUCGGCUCCUAACAUGCGAACAGUCAGGUGUGGUCAUGUUUUCCUGACAACAUAUUAGUCAGACAUUUUGAAGACCUGUCUUAAACUGAGGUGCUAUGGAAUAAAAGUAUUUCAAGUUCAGAGACCCUCUUAUAUUGCAGGGCUCCAAGUGCUCAUUUCCCUCCACAUCAAGGGUAAGUCUGCUGUGUGUCCUCUGUAUGUUGUAGUAUAUGUUGCUGUUUAAAUUUAAACCACAGGACCCUCUCAAAUUACAGACCUUCAAAACUAUGCAUCUGUGCUUAAAUGUAGCCAGUUAAAAAGACCUGGUGGUGCUACACAAAUCAACUUCUUUGGAUCUUUGGGAGUUUUUUGCUUUAACACACACAAAAGUACCUACUUUUGUGACAGAGAUGAGGCUGCCAGAGCAAUGUGUGGAAGUGGUUCUUUUCCUGUUGUGCAAGAGCUCCUAUUAGCUCUGUUUGUCAUUACCUGGGGCUGUUUUGCUAGAGGGGCAACACUUUGAAGUGUAAAAACCACACCACUUUUCAACUGACACAACGCUUCACUGACAUGUGAGGUGACUCACAACAUGAUGGUCUCCCCUUUCAAAGAAGAUGUCUGCAGGUUUCUGUGAUUUAUCAUUUCUUGUUGGAUUCCUUCCAAUAAUGUAAAGAGCUGCCCUGUGCUGAAAUAAGUGAAUUUGAAUGUUGGGCAAAAACAUAGAUGCUCUCUUUUUCAAAACUUAAAUAUAUACUUAGAUUAUAUAUUGAAUAAUUGGAUCAUCUGAAGUUCACUUUACAGUAAUCUGGGUGCCAUUGAGUUUACAGUGUGACCAGCUUCAAUUGAGCCUACUUAUAGUGUGGCCCUCGAGGUGAGGAUGAUAGUUCAGAGCGUCCAGCUGUCUGUAUCCAUGGCAGAGGUACCAACAUCCUGUAAUGCCUUUGAAAACAGAGGAAAAUGUUAUUAACAGAGCAGUGUAGAGUGGCUGAAUAGUUGAGUAAAAAAAUGUGGCGUUCGUGUGCUGCCUGGAUUUUUCUUUUGCAGCCUGAAGACGUGUAAUCAGGUGGGUUGGAGACUCUGAAUUGCACAGUGUUUGAGAUUACAACAUUCUGCCAUACUACACACUCAUUCUGUACUGUUAGGCACAUGGAAUGCUGUUCUGUGUACUAUACACAGUAUCAUUAUAACAGAGGUCUGCCUUCAUAACAAAUAAUAAAUAAUAAUAAAUUACUUUGCUUUAUUGAUUUAGCUUUUAAAAAUAUCUGUAGAGCCAUACAGGUACAGUGGGCUGUUGGCUCUCACAGAUAAAAACAUCCAAGACUUUAACAUCAUCUCCAGUGGAGCUCUCUCAGCUUUGUGAGAAAUGUAGCACCACUCCACAACUUACUCUCAGUGUAGAAAUGGUGAACUGUGACUGACCGCAGGACUAGUCUAUUUUGAUAUAGGAGUAAAAAAAAAACAAAAAAAACUUGACUAUGUAUGGAGUUAUGGUCCAAAUUUAGCAAGAAACCCAAGAAAAACUCUUGGAUCAAUAUGAAUGCAGUGCUGAAAUUAUAAAGCAAUUUUAAAAACAGGCUGCUGGAUUUGAAAUUCUGUUUGAAGCCACAUCUGAAAAAAAAAAAACCUAUCAAUCUCCACCAUCAAUCAUGUUCAUAAAAAAAUCUAAAUCCACAACAGAGUAGUGUUUUUGAACAAGUUGUCAUUGCUGCCUUAAAAAUGUAAUUAACUGAAACGUGUAGCAAAAAGGUAGUUUGACCAGUGCUGAAACAGAAGCAGAGAAUAGCUUACAUUGCAUUUAAAAGUCUCAGCCACUCCCUCCCAUUACUUUAUAAAGUUUGGCUUCACCAAAAAGCCUUGAAUAUGCUUAGAGAUUAUUCUCACCCAGCGGCUGCCCAGUUUAAAGGAGGCACAUUCCCUGAGGGUUUUGUUUUUAGCUCAUUUCCAGUCAAAUUUUUUGUGGUUUGUGUAGUUUUUGGAGCUCACCGAUGCAAAUCAAAAUUUGUUAUAACAGCAAUAAACUUAACUCAAACCAAAUCCGUACAAUCAUAUCCAGAAAUGUCUUCCUUCAAUCAGCAGGCUCUUGCUAUAGCUAAGGCACAUUACUGCCCCCUACUGGCCAUACUUUGUAACUAAUGUUGGGUAUUACAGAGGAUCACCAGUGACUGUUCAACCUGAUGGUAGAGUGAGAAAAUGUGGAUGAAAGAGACCUACAUCUGUAGGAAUCGUGCCUUACACACUUUGACCUCUUAAAAUACUGACAGGGGUGAACAGGUUUCCCUUUAACUGAGAGGUCACAGGGUUUGAUCUUUGUUUCCAACAGAAGCUUCAGCAUGUUUGUCCUGUCCAAGUGUCACUGACCCACUGACCUGCUGCUGGUCAAACUCUGUAAGUUUUUCUAAAUAACAGCAUCGCACACAUGAGAACUGGUGAAGCUGGAAAAUAUUUGACCUGAUGUUUUGUUUUCAUGCAGCAGCAAGUGUCAACUUUAAACAUUCACAGCAUGGACCUCAAUUUGAAAUAUAACCCAGUCAGCAGUUCUUUACUUUCUUCAUCAAGAUGUUUUAAUGUUGUACUAUCUAAUGUUUUAUAAUCAGUCAUUGUGAUUUUGUGCUACUAGUCUCUUUGAAAUUACACAUGCCUUAAAGUAGGAAGAUAUAAAAAUGUUAAGAGCAUUAAAGGGGAGGAUGUUUACUCUUUAGAAAUGAAUAGAUGGAAGAUUUACCAGCAUUAAAACAGAUAAAAUACCAAAUGUUCUGCAACUUUUUAAUACUGGAGGUUGUUGUUGCC
Lates calcarifer (barramundi perch) is the source of this 7195-nucleotide messenger RNA. RefSeq names its product HHIP-like 2 (gene hhipl2). The coding region runs from base 124 to 2676 and encodes 850 amino acids. Lineage: Eukaryota; Metazoa; Chordata; Actinopteri; Centropomidae. The transcript is spliced from 9 exons. The record is from RefSeq and is a predicted model, not a curated record.